AUGGCUGCCACGGCCCCGACGAGGAUCGUCUGCAUCGCCGAUACCCACAACUGCACCGUCAAGCUGCCCAAGGGCCACGUCUUGAUCCACGCCGGUGACCUCACCAACCAGGGGAGCUAUUCAGAGCUCUCCAAGGCCAUAAAAUGGCUCGAGGCGGCUGACUUUGAAGCCAAGAUUGUCGUCGCCGGAAACCACGAUAUCACCUUGGACUCUGCUUUCUAUGCAGAGCACGGCCUUCGCUUCCAUAACAAGGACCUUCAGUCGCCGGCAGCCUGCCUCUCACUUUUGACUUCCUCUCCAUCCAUAACCUACCUCGAUCAUGACUCGGCAACCAUUCGGCUGAAGAGCCCCGCCGGACCACGUACCGAGUUCACCAUCUUCGGCUCGCCCUACUCCCCUUGUUCCGGCCUGUGGGCAUUUUCCUACGGUGACGCCGCGGGCCUCCCCCAACUCUGGGACUCGAUCCCCCAGGAGACGGAUAUUGUAGUAACCCACACCCCUCCCCGGACGCAUUGCGACAGAACGGCGACGGAUGGGGGCCGGGCGGCGGGGUGCGAGGCGCUCAGGCGGGCUCUUUGGCGGGUGCGGCCGAGACUGGCAAUUUGCGGCCACGUCCACGACGGCCGCGGAGCUGAACGGGUGACCUGGGAUACGGACGCCGAUGCCGGCUGUGACUUUGCUUUUCCGGAGAAGAGCACCUAUGGCUGGACCGACGGGGGCGCGGGAAACAACAAGCUCAGCCUCGUCGAUCUCACCGGCCGCCACUCUCCCGCUCUCGCCAACGACGGCUUCGUCUCGUGCCGCCACGUUGAGGCGCAGACCGGGAUGUCGGGCAGGAGAGAGACUUGUGUGGUGAACGCGGCCAUCAUGAAGAGCAGAUAUCCGCAUGUAGGGGGGAAGCAACUCAACAAGCCGAUUGUCGUGAAUGUGAACCUGCCCGUGUGUCAGACUGAGGAAUCAAGUCAUGCCGAGGCAUAG
This is a messenger RNA of Hirsutella rhossiliensis, 978 nucleotides long. Its product is annotated as calcineurin-like phosphoesterase domain-containing protein. The record is from RefSeq and is a predicted model, not a curated record. Bases 1 to 978 code for a protein of 325 amino acids. The transcript has 3 exons. Gene Ontology annotation, molecular function: hydrolase activity. Lineage: Eukaryota; Fungi; Ascomycota; Sordariomycetes; Hypocreales; Ophiocordycipitaceae.